CCCAACGGCGUCACGGAAGUUUGUGACCACCCACUUCAGUCUGCGACCUCUCCCGGGUCAGGCUGUCACUUUUACCUUUUUCCUCACUAAUGGCGCUGCUCCGACGGCCGACGGUGUCCAAUAAUUUGGAAAAUGUUGGCAAAGAAAUGAAUUCUAAAACAAAAAGUCAUGUGACUAGGCGGGGAGUCUUAGAAGAAAUUGGAAAUAAAGUUACAACCAGAGCCACACAAGUAGCUAAGAAACCUCAAAAUGACAAAGUACCUGUUCAAGCCAUCAAAGCAACAAAUGCCAAGAAACAGCUAAAACCUACUGCUUCUGUGAAACCAGUACAGAUGGAAAUGUUAGCGUCAAAGGGUCCAUCUUCUCAACCUGAGGAUAUCUCCACAAGAGAAGAGAAUCUAUGCCAAGCUUUCUCUGAUACCUUGCUUUGCAAAAUUGAGGAUAUUGAUAAUGAAGAUGGGGAGAACCCUCAGCUUUGCAGUGACUAUGUCAAGGACAUCUAUCAAUAUCUAAGGCAGCUUGAGGUUCUGCAGUCCAUAAGACCACACUUUUUAGAUGGAAGUGAUAUCAAUGGACGCAUGCGUGCCAUCCUGGUGGACUGGCUGGUUCAAGUCCACUCCAAGUUCAGGCUUCUACAGGAAACAUUGUAUAUGUGUAUCGCCAUUAUGGACCGCUUUUUACAGAUUCAGCCAGUGUCUCGUAAGAAGCUUCAGCUGGUUGGGAUUACAGCUCUGCUGUUGGCUUCCAAGUAUGAGGAAAUGUUUUCUCCAAAUAUUGAAGACUUCGUUUAUAUCACAGACAAUGCUUAUACCAGUUUUCAAAUCCGAGAAAUGGAAACUGUAAUUUUGAAAGAAUUGAAGUUUGAGUUGGGUCGACCCUUGCCCCUACACUUCUUAAGACGAGCAUCGAAAGCUGGGGAGGUUGAUGUUGAACAGCACACUUUGGCCAAAUAUUUGAUGGAGCUGACUCUCAUUGACUACGACAUGGUGCAUUAUCACCCUUCUCAGGUAGCAGCAGCUGCUUCCUGCUUGUCUCAGAAAAUUCUAGACCAAGGAAAAUGGAGUUUAAAGCAGGAAUACUACACUGGAUAUACAGAGAGUGAGCUGUUGGAAGUCAUGCAGCACAUGGCCAAAAAUGUACUCAAAGUAAAUGAAAACUUAACGAAAUUCAUUGCUGUCAAGAAUAAGUACGCGAGCAGCAGACUCCUGAAGAUCAGCACAAUUCCUCAGCUGAACUCCAAAGUCACCAAAGACCUUGCCUCACCUCUGAUGGGAAAGGUCUAGGCUACCAUGUGGCCUUGGG
Messenger RNA from Elephantulus edwardii (Cape elephant shrew), 1302 nucleotides. It is a transcript of the gene CCNB2, whose product is annotated as cyclin B2. The record is from RefSeq and is a predicted model, not a curated record. Bases 90 to 1283 code for a protein of 397 amino acids. Lineage: Eukaryota; Metazoa; Chordata; Mammalia; Macroscelidea; Macroscelididae. Gene Ontology annotation, biological process: regulation of cyclin-dependent protein serine/threonine kinase activity; mitotic cell cycle phase transition. Gene Ontology annotation, cellular component: nucleus; cyclin-dependent protein kinase holoenzyme complex; cytoplasm. Gene Ontology annotation, molecular function: cyclin-dependent protein serine/threonine kinase regulator activity. The transcript is spliced from 9 exons.